This is a messenger RNA of Tremella mesenterica DSM 1558, 1893 nucleotides long. RefSeq lists its product as uncharacterized. The transcript is spliced from 3 exons. Lineage: Eukaryota; Fungi; Basidiomycota; Tremellomycetes; Tremellales; Tremellaceae. The record is from RefSeq and is a predicted model, not a curated record. The coding region runs from base 1 to 1893 and encodes 630 amino acids.
AUGCACGGCCCCCUUCCCGGUCUGAUUCAGGUCUCUCACGUAUCCAUUGACGUGAGGGCUUCUUUCUCCGGCCACUCCUCCUACUCCCCUCAUUCAAAUUCAACCAUCUCUUUACCUACACCCCCUUCUCACAAAUUUGCAAACUUCUUGCCCACACCCCAAAUGAACCGAGGGAUGACAGGUAGAGAUUCAGAUCACAAUGAAGAUUCACCUCCCUAUAAGAGUGAUCAAUCAUGGUCUGUACUAUAUGGGAUGGAAUACUUACUGAAAUUUCACGGUCUUACUGACCCGUCCGGGCUGUUGCGACUCCAUGAGGAAGAACAGGUCAGUGUAGCAGAGAUUAAAACCCUCAACUACCCGGCCCAACCAACCCUAGGAAAACAGCAGCUCAAAAAAGAAGGGACAAAAUCUUCGAAGGACACAACCCUGACACAUAAGGCAGAUGCUGUGGGUGGGAAAAUACUUGAGCCCUCUCCAGAAUCCGUACCAAAGUGGGUUGAGCCAAUUGAGUAUCCUAUACAAAUGAAGGCAGAGGCCAUAUCCAUCAGGUCCCAAAUUGACACUUCCUCCCUCGAUGCCGACAUUCAUCAACGUUUGCAAAACUUCCUCGGUACCCAGUGGAUUCGGGAGACUGCAGAAUCGGGAUUGCGGGGGAGUGGUGAUUUCCCACCGCAGGCGGAUCUCGCUGAAGCUUCUACAAAGUUGCUUCAAGAUGUUUUCAUGGAUUUUGAUGAGUCUAUGAGGCGCCCAACCAUACUUCUCAACUGGGCAUUUCCUGAGGCGUCUCUCCUGAUUUUGGCAGAAGCAUCACAAAAGGGGCUUUCACAUACUAGGAUUCUCACAGCUCACAUCCCGGUAGAUGAUCCUGAACUUGCCAGUGAAAUCCUGUGGUACAGCAUGGCCACACACCGAGUGACUGAGGCGCACACUGCUUCCAAGCAUAAACCAUCCUUGCCAGAGGAUAGCAUAUCAAUGCAGUGGAACCAACAAAUACUCCCCAGAGAAUGUAAAAAGCAGACAGUGAAGGGUGUCACUAAGCACUUUCAAUCUUUGGGAACGACUCGGAGGACAUUUGAACUAGCAACUCAGGGCGGCUGGUACAACACUAAUACCCAUUGGGAGCUAUGCACCAACUAUCCUGAUGUGGUUUCAAAAGCUUUCAAAAAAGCGGGUGUCAUGUAUCAGGGGGGAGGGUUGCCGGAGGAGGAAAGCAAGGCCAUCAGUACAGAAGGAUAUUCAAAGAAUCAGAUUAAUACAGGGAAGAGCGAGGCCAUGACCUCUACAGUCGACCAGUCAUCAGACAAACGCGCUGUUGAAGCACCUGGUGUGGUAAGGGGGGGACCAACACCCAGCUUGACAACUGGGACAGAGGAAGGCCUAAAGACAGAUAAAAAGAAGAAGAAGAAGAAGAAGAAGAAGUCAACAAUUUCACUACUUGAAUCAGCCGAUUCAAAUGCAGGCCACUCAGUAGCAACUAGUGCGCCAGCCAACUCUGGGCAACCAAAAGUCAGAGUCUGUGACAGUCCAAACCUGUCACAACACUCUGCGGUUAGAGUGUCUGAAGCUCGCCUUUGGAGUGAGCUGGCAGAUGAACUACAAGGACAUCCCCCACAAAAUUAUGGGAAGAAUGAGAAUUGUGGUUAUAUUCCAGCAAAUACCUUCAAGGUCUUGUCUAAUGCAUGGGAUAGAGAGACCCCUGAUUCUGCAAAGGCAAAUGCUAUUCUGAAGGAAAUGCUAAGGCUGGCAGCAGUCUGUGACACUGAGAGAGAUUGGCGUAUUGCAACAGUCACACACUUGAAACCAGAGACAAAGCGCUCUUUGAAAGAUCAGAUAUUGAGGGAAAAUGAUGUGGGUACUGUUGGUUUGGACUUUUGCGACCUUGAGGGACCUUAA